This is a messenger RNA of Lepisosteus oculatus (spotted gar), 1195 nucleotides long. Its product is annotated as guanylyl cyclase-activating protein 1. Gene Ontology annotation, biological process: positive regulation of guanylate cyclase activity; visual perception. The record is from RefSeq and is a predicted model, not a curated record. Gene Ontology annotation, cellular component: photoreceptor inner segment; cone photoreceptor outer segment. Lineage: Eukaryota; Metazoa; Chordata; Actinopteri; Semionotiformes; Lepisosteidae. Gene Ontology annotation, molecular function: calcium ion binding; calcium sensitive guanylate cyclase activator activity.
UUAAUUGCUUUGCAUCUUUCUGGCAGCGCGUCUUAGCUCAAAGUGCUCUGAAGAACACAGAACCGACUGCAGUGGUACAGACACAGUGCUGAGACAAAGCACCUUAACAAUAACCUAUUGUUACACAUUUAGACAUUUAGUAAUACCUCAAGACCAAAUACUGGUGGUUUUGAGAGGGGAGUGAGCUGGAGAAUAUAACGACGGAUUUGGGUGUAGAGUCUUAAUUUGACUGAUUUUGUAUUGACGUCUAAACGUUUCGCCGUCCUGCGCUGUAAGACCACGAGACAAGGCUAUGGGGAAUGCAAACAGCGGCACAUCGGUAGAGGAGCUGACCGCCUGUGAGAUACACCAGUGGUACAAGAAGUUCAUGAUCGAGUGCCCUUCCGGACAGCUGACGCUUUACGAAUUCAAGCAGUUCUUCGGAUUGAAGAAUCUCUCUGCCUCUUCCAAUGCCUACGUUGAACAAAUGUUUGACACGUUCGAUAUGAAUGGCGAUGGGUAUAUUGACUUCAUGGAGUAUGUCGCCGCACUGAGUCUGGUCCUGAAGGGGAAAGUGGAGCAGAAGCUGCGCUGGUACUUCAAGCUCUAUGAUGUGGAUGGAAAUGGCUGUAUCGACAGGGGAGAGCUGCUGAACAUCAUCAGGGCGAUCAGAGCGAUCAACGGCUGCAAGCAUGAAAUGACAGCGGAGGACUUUACCAACAUGGUGUUUGACAAGAUUGACAUCAAUGGCGAUGGCGAGCUGUCGCUGGAGGAGUUCAUGGAAGGGGUCCAGAACGACGACAUGCUGCUCGAUGUCUUGACCCAGAGCCUUGACCUCACGCACAUCAUGGAGAUGAUCCAGGGCGAAGGGGGUGACGAGGAGCAGGCGACCCCGUCCUGACUGUCCUGACUAAGGAAUCAGACUGCACUGCACAGUUUGAGGCUCCACCUAUCACAUUGACAGUGAUCGGUGGAUCUCUACCGUUCACCAAAGAGGCUUCUGGUACUCCACCCAGUUUAACCAGAAAAUAUCCGUUGGAGUUGCAAAAGGUUGAGUGUAAAUCUAAACACUUGACCAUUGCAGGAGUAGUGUUUUGACAUCUACAAUACUGGACCUGCAUUUUGUUCUCAAAUUAUUCCUUUAGAGCUGAUAACAGUCUGAUGAUGUUGACUGUUGGGUGAGACCUCAUGAAGACUAUUGUCAGGUUUUUUUUUA